AAAAACAUCAUUAACAAUAAAACUUCCACAAUAACUUGCAACCACACAUCCAAAAUAAAACAACCACUCAACAUUCAUCCUCGCUUCACUACUUCCAUCAAUUCCCACUACUCGUCCGUGCAUCCCACCACGGGCGACGAAUGGAUCCCACAGCCACCCCCGCCGCCACCUCCACCAUCACCACUCAGGGUCCGCCACCGCCCUCCACCUCGGGCCCCGCCGGGGCACCCCUCCCGGCCCAGGUCCUCGAGAUCAGCCUCAUAUCCGCUCAAGAUCUAACCCCCCUUUCGAAAUCCAUGCGCACCUACGCGGUCGCAUGGAUCAACCCUGACCAGAAGGUCACAACCCGAACCGACCAACACCACACGAAUCCCACGUGGAACGACAAAUUCACGUUCCACGUGGACAUUCAGGCCUUGUUUGAUGCCAAUGCGGCCCUCCACGUGGAGAUCUACACGGUGUCGUGGUUCCGCCACGUCCUCGUGGGGACGGUCAACGUCCUCGUCAGCGACCUCCUCGCCCCGGUCCUCCAGGCCUCGUCGCAACAAAGCACGAGAUUCAUCGCCCUCCAAGUCCGUCGCCCCUCCGGCACCCCUCAGGGCAUCCUCAACAUGGGCAUCACCUUCCAUGACCACAGCCUCCGCGCCAUGCUCCGGCAGCACCACCAAGACAACUUCUCCGAGAUCUACGGAAAGGGCCCCGCCCCGCCUCGGGAAGCGGGUAAUCAUCGAGAAGGCGGCAGCGACGCCGGUUGGCGCAAGAAAAUCCAGCUGUGGCGGCGCUCCUCCAGCGAAUCCGAGAUCAACCCGGAUGACUUCCCUCUAAAGGCGGGAUCCGUUUGCAACGGAUCUAUGAUCAACGGAUCCGUUUGCAACGGGUCCAUGAUAAACGGGUCGGAGCUGUGCUCCGACAUCGGGCCGUCGGCCUCCAUCGUGGCGGCUGACCUGGCCAUGAAGAUGCAGCCGCCGCCUCCGGUGGUGAGGCGCCCGAUCAUCAGACACGUGGAUGCCGAUGAUUCGAGGAGCUCAGUUGUCGGGGAGCUGACGAUGGAAGAGGCCAUAGCCAAAGGAUACAGAACCCGAACCACUGGAGAGAGGUGGCGGAGGGUGGUUUACGACGGCGAUCAGUCGGAGUUGUCAAACAUAAGCGACCGCCACUCGCGGCGGAACUCCGACGGCGGCCUGUUCUCGUGUUUCGUGUACGGGAUUGAGUUCCGGAUAGCGUGCGGCGGUGGCAACAAUAUUCCAGACGGCGGUAGACACGGCGGCGCCAGCGCGGGUAGAAGGAAAGAAUUACAUUAGUGAUGCAAUGAUUUUUUUUAGAUUAAAGUUUUUAUUAUAAUCUGCAUUUUUGUUCAGAUAUUUGAAAAGUGUUUUUUUUUUCUUCUAGUACAGUAAUGAUUGGAUCUUAGCAAAAGGUUUUCCUUGAUUAUUGAUUAAAUUUGUUUGACUACAUAUUUACGAUCUUAAUGUACUGGUUUUGUAUCUUUAA
Messenger RNA from Salvia miltiorrhiza (redroot sage), 1491 nucleotides. RefSeq lists its product as uncharacterized. NCBI's taxonomy places the organism in Eukaryota, Viridiplantae, Streptophyta, Magnoliopsida, Lamiales, Lamiaceae. The transcript has a single exon. Gene Ontology annotation, biological process: defense response. The coding region runs from base 141 to 1301 and encodes 386 amino acids. The record is from RefSeq and is a predicted model, not a curated record.